AUGACCUCGUCUUCCUCUUCUUUUCUCGUUCGCUGGAUGCGACAUGCCUCCCACCAAUCCCCGUUCCUUCACAGAGCAUCCACGUCCGCCUUCUCUCACUCCCCGCUUAUGCCAACCAGAUCAUACUAUUCCAGCGGAGGAGCGUUACAAACUUACUAUCCUCGGUCCGGAUUACGAUUGUCUCCAUUAUUGAUACGAUCGAAACCGCAUGCUACUUCAUUUUCCGCCUCCUCAUCCCGCCGAAAAGCCAAAACCAUUCAGCAAUUAAAAGCUCGCGCCGCAACGGGCCCAUUCUCAUGGAAAGCUGCAGUCUUAUUUGUCGCAACGGGUGUGACGAUGAUAUUUUACUUUCGUUAUGAGAAAGAGAGGCUUAAUCGUAAGAGGAUUGCUGAGAUGAGCAAAGGUGUGGGCAGGCCGAAAGUUGGCGGACCAUUCGUCCUCAAGGAUUUGGAUGGAAAUGAAUUCACGGACGAACAACUGAAGGGGAAAUACAGCUUUAUUUAUUUCGGCUUCACUCAUUGCCCGGAUAUUUGCCCAGAUGAACUCGACAAAAUGGCCGAGAUAAUCGAUCUUGUAAAAUCUAGAUCGAGCAACAAAUCUGUUCUCCGGCCCAUCUUCAUUACCUGCGACCCAGCCCGUGACAGCCCCGAAGUGCUGCGCAAAUACCUAGCAGAAUUCCACAAGGGUAUUAUAGGCCUGACGGGCACGUACGAGCAGGUGAAGCAUGUGUGCAAACAAUAUCGCGUCUAUUUCAGCACGCCGGAGAACGUGAAGCCUGGAGAGGAUUAUCUUGUGGACCACAGCAUUUAUUUCUACCUAAUGGAUCCGGAUGGAGAUUUCAUUGAAUGUAUCGGACGCCAAGACACUGCAGAAACCGCAGCCAACACCAUUCUUGCUCAUAUAAAGGAUUGGAAGAGGGAAGGGAAACCACUUAACACUAAAGAGGAGUAA
Molecule: messenger RNA, 951 nt
Organism: Paracoccidioides brasiliensis Pb18
Exons: 3
Coding region: 1-951 (316 amino acids)
Biological process (GO): mitochondrial respiratory chain complex IV assembly
Source: RefSeq, a predicted model, not a curated record